Molecule: messenger RNA, 874 nt
Organism: Rubroshorea leprosula
Lineage: Eukaryota; Viridiplantae; Streptophyta; Magnoliopsida; Malvales; Dipterocarpaceae
Source: the annotation of a GenBank genome assembly
GUAAACUGAUACUAGGUACUUUAUACUGAAAAAUGGCAUUCUCCCUGAAUGUGGAACAGUUUGAGUUUUGCACUGUCAUAGUGUUACCAAUCUUAACCUGGCAGUCCUUUCAUACUGAAGUUGUUAGCAAACACAAUUGUGCUUAUGCAGUAUGCUUGCAAAAGUACUCUCAAUACUCUUAUGGCAAUUGCAGCAUUGGCUUCUUGUGGUGCUAUCUUUUCACUAAUUCCUUCAAGAAAGCAGCAUCAUCAUCUGGAUCAAUUCAGGCAGGCUAUUGUACAGCCGUGUUUCUUAGUAGGUCUCCAAGAACGUAUCCUAAAGAGAAGUUGUGGAAUAGUCCAAUGAGUCCACCGCCAUGGUCAAACUCUCCUGUUGAAGGUGUACUUUCAGUCUUUACCAGUUCAGGGACAAGAAACCUGGUGUACUACUCAACUUUCCACCAGACACGGUAAUCGGAAGAAGUUCACAAAGCAAGAAUGGGAAGAUUUCACUCGAAGAAUCAACCCAAAAACCUAUGGCAGAACUGGCAGCAACUCCAGGAUUCACUGACCGGGUCAUUGAGCGUGCAGACCGUAUAAAAGCUCGUUUCGAAUGACAGUUCAGAUGAACCAAUUGGGAGCAAAUCGAGUUCUAUAGACGAAAGAAACUGAAGAUAGCAGCAGUCAGUUUAGGUUCUUUAAUUGGAACCGAUGAAGUUGAAGAUAACAUUAACCCAGGAAUUACACAAGUAUAUGUUAAUUUAGCAGCCAUUUGAUAUUUUCCAGAAAAUUAACUAAACAUGUGAUGGAUACGGGGAGACCGUUUACAAUUUGAUGUAACUUGAGUGAUGUACAGACGAAGCUAGGAGAACUGCAACCAUGUAAUUGUCAAUUUU